AUGGUGGCCGACGCCGAGUGGACCGCGAUCGACGCCACGAUCAUCCGGUGGUUCUUCACCACCAUCUCCAAGGACUUGUUCCACACGGUCGUGAGUGCCGGCGACGACGCCCGCGCCCUGUGGGUCAAGCUGAACGGCCUCUUCACCGACAACCAGGUUCAGCGCCGCGUUUUUCUGCAGCAGGAAUUUUUUGACUGUCACCAGGAUGAACAGUCCAUUGAUGACUACUGCCGCCGCCUGAAGACGUUGGCGGACGAGCUCCGUGACAUUGGAGCCAAGGUGGACGACGACCUCCUCCUCAGCAUGCUCACCGCCGGCCUCAACGAGGACUUCGGCAACGCCGCCUCUAACCUCACCUUGAUGCCGGAGCCCUCCUUCCCCAAGUUUGUGGCGUACUUGAGGUUGGAGGAGCGCCGGAUGAAGGGGGUCAAGAAGCGUGUGCAGCACCACGCCCUCGCCGCCGGCACCUCCCGCGGCGCCCCUCCAUCGACCGCCCCACCCACGCCGCGCCAGCAGCAGCCGCCACCAGCGCCUCCGGGGUACUUCCCCCUCCCGCCCGCGCCUCCCGCCCUUCCCGCUGCCCCCAGCAACCGGGUGGCGGGCGCCGCGGCAACCGCCGCGGGGGCGGCCGCAAGCAGCAACAGGCGCCGUGGGGGGGGGGGGCGUCAGCCGCAGCAGGCCCUCUUCGCCGCGUCGAACGCCGCUCCCUACAGCGGCUAUGGUACCGCGCCCCCGCCGGCGCCCGCCUACGGGUCCGCGCCGGCCUAUGGCGCCGCCGCCGCGCCGGCCUAUGGGACCGCGCCCUCCUACGGCGCCGCUACUGCUACGGCCUUCGGGGCUGCUCCCACGCCGGCCUACGGAGGGUUCUACCCUCCUCAGGCGUCGCCGCCGUGGGACCCGGCCUUGCUCGCCGCACUACACUCCGCCCCGUCACCGAGCUCCUAUGGUGGCGGUGGUGACUGGUACAUGGACUCGGGCGCCACUGCUCACAUGACUGCUCAUCCCGUCACUAAUCUUGUUUCCGUUCGUCGCCUUACUCGUGAGAAUCCCAUAACUGUUGAAUUUGACGAUAUCGGUUUUUCUGUGAAGGACGCCCGUACACGGAUGGUGCUCCACCGAUGUGAUAGCCCGGACGAGCUUUAUCCAGUGCAUCCCUCCGGCGCCACAACCACCCGUCGCCCCACCGCCUUCGCCGCCAGUUUGUUGCAUAGUGAUGUUUGGACGUCCCCGGUUGCUAGCAGCACGGGCUAUUUAUACUAUCUGGUGAUAUUGGAUGAUUUUACUCAUUAUGUGUGGACCUUCCCUCUCCGUCGCAAGUCCGACGCUCUUGCCACACUCACCGCCUUUUAUUCAUAUGUCACCACACAGUUAGGUCGUCCUAUUCUCGCUUUGCAAACUGACAACGGCAAGGAGUUUGACAACGUCGCCGUCCGCAAUUUACUUGCGUCCCACGGCACCAUCUUUCGCCUCACCUGCCCCUACACGUCUCAGCAGAAUGGUCGCGCCGAGCGCGUCCUUCGCACGCUUAACGACUGUGUCCGCACGUUGCUCUUCCACUCCUACGUGCCUACUCGGUUCUGGCCAGACGCGCUCGCGACCGCCAACCUCCUCAUUAACAUUCGCCCUUGUCGUUCCCGCUGGAACUACACCCCUCACCAGCUCCUCUUCGGUGCGGUUCCAUCUUAUGAUGGUCUUCGCAUUUUCGGGUGUCUCUGUUAUCCUAGCACCGCAUCCACUGCUCCUCACAAACUCGCGCCCCGGUCCCUUCCUUGCAUCUUCCUUGGCUAUCCUCCCAACACCAAAGGUUACCGGUGCUAUGAUCCAGUCUCCCACCGCGUUUUCACUUCGCGGCAUGUGUACUUUGAUGAGCUCGUGUUCCCGUUUCAGCAGGUACCGUCACCUUCGGAGUCUCCUGCGGCGCGGUUCGCCCCUUCCUCCACCUUUGGCGGACCGCCCAGCCGCGCCCCGGGUCCGGCCCUGCCCGCGCUCCCCGCGACGGCGGCCCCUGCCGCGGCCCACCACGCAGCGGCCUCCUCGGCCGCCCCCGCGGGCCCCCGUCGCCCUGGCCCCCUCGGCCGGCCCCGCCGCGGCCCCCGCCGUGGCCCCCGCGCCGGCGGCCCCUAG
Messenger RNA from Aegilops tauschii subsp. strangulata, 2124 nucleotides. NCBI's taxonomy places the organism in Eukaryota, Viridiplantae, Streptophyta, Magnoliopsida, Poales, Poaceae. The record is from RefSeq and is a predicted model, not a curated record.